This is a messenger RNA of Myxocyprinus asiaticus (Chinese sucker), 7446 nucleotides long. RefSeq names its product calphotin-like. The transcript is spliced from 7 exons. The record is from RefSeq and is a predicted model, not a curated record. Lineage: Eukaryota; Metazoa; Chordata; Actinopteri; Cypriniformes; Catostomidae. The coding region runs from base 1087 to 2634 and encodes 515 amino acids.
AUCAGUAUUAUCGAAACUCCUCACUUAGCAAUUAUCAGCUCUCUCAACGCUCUGUACCACUCUGUGCUCCAUGUUGAACUCUACGACUAGAAGAAUCCAAUAUUUGGCCUUUACUGAUCUCGAGGUGAAGGAAAAUUUUUGUAAGAGUUCAUCAUUUGUAUGGGAAAGUGUGCUAAAUGCACCAGCAAUCUCCUGUUUCCACUUGGGCCAACAUCUUGCUGUUCUUUCCCAACUGUGAGGUGUGGAGGACCCAGGAAAUCACAGAAAAGAUCUGGUUCCCGGUGUCAUUGGAGGAGGAAUAUUGUGCUUCAUGGGAUUGUAUUUCAUACGGUGUCUACCUGCUUUCAUGAUGCGAGCAGCAGGGUUGGAUGGGAGCUGAUGUGCAAAGAUGUGGGAUGAUGCUGUCUAUGCUGAUGUCUGUAUUGGGUGCAGCUGGAGCGUUGUACUGUAUGAUCGUCUCCACCGUUGGCUUGCAGGAUGGUCCUCUGUGUGAUACAGGAGAUGGGAACUUUACCUACCCCUUCUUAAACCGGACUUCAGAAGAGAGUUACCUGUUUUAUCAAACAAUAUGGGUCGAAUGUAAGAUACCACAGAAUGUGGUGCUGUGGAACGUGGUUCUGUUUUCAAUUUUGCUGAGCAUUGGUACCAUGGAGGCCGUGCUGCUACUGGCACAAGUAGUAAACAGACUGAUCGGAUGUCUGCUUGGAACAUGCAUGAACAAGAAUCAGCCGCAUUUAGGUCCUCAUUCCUCAUCUGCCUCGUCACAGAAAGACUGACCUAAAAAUGGAUCUAGUGGCCAUCAGAAUUCUGCUCCUUCAGCAAGGGGACCGUCCAGCUGAGGAUCACGUCCAUGAGUUUCUAGAGCUGGUAAAUAUAGUGCGUUAUCCAGACUGCUCUCUGGUGGUUUUCUUCCGGGCCGGUCUGAAUAGUGCACUGAGGGAACUGAUGCCUCCGGCUGAUCCUCACUGGACGCUCGGCGAAUAUGUGGAGAAGGCUCUGGAACUUUGCGGUUCCAUUUAUACAGUGGAUUAUGGUGGGAAUCCUGGGUGAAAACCCACGUCUUCGGCUCCUUUGUCGAAGCCUUCCAUGGCCCCUGUCUCGAAGCCUUCCACGGCCCCUGUCUCCAAGUUGUAUGAUCUACCACUGAUGUCGGUGCCUAGGUCCAUGAAGACCGUACCUCAUAAAUUGUCUGUGCCCAUGCCUGCCAUGGUCAAUGAGCCAAUGCCCACACCUGCCACAGCCAACGAGUUGCCAACCUUGUCCGUCCCAGAGCCAGCGUUGCCAGCCUCUUCCGUCCCAGAGCCAGUGUUGCCAACUUCGGCCAUCCAGAGGAAGAGGAAGAGAAGAAAAGUUUCGGUUCCCAAGUCUCUUCCUGGGUACACGACCACAGAGGUCAUUCCCAAGUCUCUGCCCAUGCCCAUGACCACAGAGGUCGUUCCUGAGUCUCUGCCCAUGCCCACGACCACAGAGGUCGUUCCUGAGUCUCUGCCCAUGUUCACGACCAUGGAGAUCAUUCCCGAGUCUCCUCCCAUGCCCAUGACCACAGAGGUUGUUCCUGAGUCUUUGCCCAUGUUCACGACUACGGAGGUCGUUCCAGAGUCUCCGCCCAUGCCCACGACUACAGAGGUCGUUCCCGAGUCUCCGCUCAUGCCCACAACCACAGAGGUCAUUUCCCAGUUUCUGCCCAUGUUCUCAACCACGGAGGUCGUUCCCGAGUCUCCUCCCAUGCCCACGACCACAGAGGUCAUUCCCGAGUCUCCUCCCAUGCCCACAACCACAGAGUUCAUUCCUGAGUCUCUGCCCAUGCCCACGACUACAGAGGUCGUUCCCGAGUCUCUUCCCAUGUUCACGACCAUGGAGGUCGUUUCCCAUUCAUCCAGGACUCUUUGUCUCGCGCCUCCCACGGCUCCGCCUUCCACGGCUUCGCCCCUCGAGCCUGCCACGGCUCCGCCCCCAGAGACUAUUUCCCCAGCGGCUCCACCCGCUCCCCCAGAGACUAUUUCCCCAGCGGCUCCGCCCGUUCCCCCAGAGACUAUUCCUCCAGCGGCUCCGCCCGCUACCCCAGAGACUAUUCCUCCAGCGGCUCUGCCCGCUCCCCCAGAGAUGACUCCUACAGCAGCUCUGCCGCCUGACCCAGUCCCUGGUCUCCUGGCCAUCCGCCUGAUCUGCCUUGAUCUCCCUGGUCUCCUGGCCGUCCGCCUGAUCUGCUCUGGUCUCCCUGGUCUCUUGGCCAUCCGCCUGAUCUGCCCUGGUCUCCCUGGUCUUUUGGCCGUCUGCCUGAUCUGCCCUGAUCUCCCUGGUCUCCUGGCCAUCCGCCUGAUCUGCCCUUGUCUCCCUGGUCUCUUGGCCAUCCGCCUGAUCUGCUCUGGUCUCCUUGGUCUUCUGGCCAUCCGCCUGAUCUGCUCUGGUCUCCCUGGUCUCCUGGCCAUCUGCCUGAUCUGCUCUGGUCUCCUGGCCGUCCGCCUGAUCAGCUCUGGUCUCCCUGGUGCCCUGGCCAUCCACCUGAUCUGCUCUGGUCUCCCUGGCCUCCUGGCCGCCCGCCUGAUCUGCUCUGGUCUACUUGGUCCUCCUAGCCUGCAGCGUCGCUCUGGCUCUCCAUUGCUCUGGCUCCACCUUGGUUUCAAGCCUCCCUGACUUUGCCUUGUUCCUCUGCUCCCCUUGCCCCUUGUGCCCCUUUGAACUGCCUGUUUACCCCUUGUGCCCCCUUGAACUAACUGUUUUCCUCCACACUCCAUGGACAAUUUGUUUUUGUUUUUUGGAGCGUCUGGAAUCUGCUCCUUAAAGGGGGGGCUCUGUCACAUAUUCCCUGUUUUUGUAUUUACUUUUAUGUUGACAUUUCUGUUUAGUUCCUGUUUCUUGUUAGUUUGUAGUCCUUUUGUAGUUUCUUUUUAUGAUCGGUUUCCCCCUGAUUGUUUUCCCCAGGUGUUCCUUGUUCCCUUGUUUGCCCUUGUGUAUUUAAGCCCUUGUUUUCCCCUGGUUUCUUGGUCAGUCUUUACAUGUGUUGUCAUGUUCUGUGCCUGGUUUCCCGUGUUUUUGUUUCGUUUAAUUCUGAGUUACUUUGUUCAUCUUUUGUUUUUCAUUAAAGCCGCAUUUAGAUCCUCAUUCCUCAUCUGCCUCAUCACAGCUGGUAUCUUAAAUUGUGCUUCUUUACCACAGAUUAUACAAAUAUAUAUAUAUUUCCUGGUGGCAUUGAUAAACCUUGAAAUAGUUUCGCCGGGGGCUCAGGACACAAUGGUUUUUCCAUCAUAAUUGCUGGUGGUCAUAUAAGAUUCUAAGGUGUGUAAAUAUGUAAAAUAUUUUGUAAUAUUGUGGUUCAGUAAUUCUGUAGCAGAUAGCUUGCCAAAUGGAAGCGAACUGAAAAACACACAGAACAAGAAAUGUUUAAAUGUUUAAUAGAUGGUAAUAUACUAUUAUGUGUAACAAAUUAUUUAGAAGUCAUUAAAUGUUGUAUUUACAAAGUUGUAUUGACAUACACUGUACAUCAUAAAAUAAUUUUGAUUUUUACUCAGGCAGUGAAUAUAGUACUCAUUAAAUGUCCUAUGAGCCAAUGGAAUCACUAUGACGUCAGAUGCGGACUCUAUUUUAUGGGCAGACACAAUUCAUCAUGACACCAGCUUGUAUAGCUAUGCACAUGCGCGUUCUCGAGAUGAUUAACAGGCGAUGUCUGUAUCUAAAAGAUGACUGGCUCUUCCUUUCUUCAUCCAUUGACCGUUGGGCGCUAGAGCUUCUUAGUUGGGCAUUCCAAUUUCUCCCAUUCAUUUUAAUAGAAGUGGCCCAUCUCUGCUAAAUAGUCUCUGCCCAUUCUGUAUCGGAUCUUGCCUGGCUGUCCGCGUUGCUUUUCUGAGCAUACUCCAAUGACCCUGAGUGCAGAUGGACGCGUUUGACGCAUGCAUACUAUAACUGCUUUAUGAUACUCUUUAGUAGGAUCAAUGGCCGGCGCAAGUGCAGACAAUGUGCACAGACGAUGACCCUGUCCACAGGUUGAGAAAAUCUGGGCACCGAAUGACGAAUUUUACUUCAUGCAUACUGUGUGCAGAGCUUCAGCAAUGUGGACAACCGAAGUACUGUAUACUCACGCCUUAACCCCUAACCCUACUUCUAAACCUACCCAUACCUCAACCUUAGUAGAAGCAAAUGUGAAUCUUGAGAGAAUUUUGAAGAACAGAAUGUAGUUAAACAAUAAAUACUGUAGAUUGUCUUGUAUUGUAAUUUUGGUACAUAGUAGUUAAAGACACCUAACAUGAAGUGGGACCAAAAUAAUUAUAAGACAUUUUAUUUUGCAUGAAGAAAAUUUGGCUUUUCUUUUUAAGACCACAUAAGAUUUUUUGCAUAGUGUGUCCAGAUGUUUUACUUUUGUGUUAUUUUUGUACAGUUACAUUUAUUAUUCUCAAUGUUAUUAUAGUAAUAAUUAUAAUUAUAAAAUUAAUUAUAGUAAAGAAAUAAAUUAAAAACAAAUUCUGUAACAUUUUUCUAUUAAAUCUAAUGGAGCUGGGGGUUGGAUGGGGCACUUAAUUGUCAUUAAUAUAAUGUCACAAUACCUACAAUUGAACAGUAUUUGUUCCUAUGAUUUUUUGGUCCCUUUAUUUUGGGGUGAAAUAUUAACAGGACUUACUGUAUUUUCUGAUAGGUUUUUUUAAGAUUCACUCUAAGUACAAAGAACAAAUAAACACACAAAUGGCUCAUUGUUGCUUCUGUUUCAGCAAGCACAGAUGGCAUGAAUACCAACUGGCACACUCCAGUAUGCCGGACCUGCUCAAUAAUCUGAGCUGCCCACUCCAUGAACACAACAAAUACACGUUUUUUUUGUUUGUUUUUUUUUUUCAUUUGAGUUUCACUACACUAGAGUUCUGAGUAUCAUUUACAGCUUUUUGUCUUCUAUGAGUGGAGCCUUUCUUUGUGGUAAUGAAACUAUAGAAGGUUAAAAUAACAUGACAUUCUAAAUAUAGUAAUAAACAUCUCUCAAGGAAAUCAAGUUUUUGGCACUGAAUGGCUGUAUGUGUUCUGACAGACUACAUCUCCUCACCCGCACAAACAAGGACUUUUCAACCUCUGCUGCCUUGUGCUUCACAGAAACCUGGCUGAGUGAAGCCAUUCCGGACAGCGUGUUACAUCUGCUGGGCUUCCAGCUGUUCAGAGCAGAUCGCAUCGCGGAGUUAACAGGGAAAACGAGAGGCGGUGGAACAUGCUUUUACAUCAAUGAAAGUUGGUGUACAGAUGUAACAACGUUAAAGAGGAUGUGCUGUCCUAAUUUGGAAGCGCUCUUUAUUAACUGUAAGCCUUUCUACUCGCCACAGGAUUUUUCCUCGUUUAUUCUGGUGAGUAUGUAUAUCGCGCCAAACGCGUGUUUGAAUGCGGCGCUGCAACAGCUGGCUGAUCAAAUCACAGACAUGGAACAACAAUACCCGGGCUCAGUUAUUAUUAUUUUUGGGGAUUUUAACAAAGCAAAUCUCACACAUGAACUGCCCAAAUACAAACAGCACAUCACAUGCCCCACCAGAGACAGGAACAUACUGGAUCAUUGAUACACAACAAUAAAGGAUGUAUAUCGCUCAGUCCCUAGAGCUGCUUUGGGACUCUCUGAUCACUGUCUGGUUCAUCUUCUUCCAACCUACAGGCAGAAAUUAAAAUCAACCAAGCCAGUAGUAAGGACUGUAAAGAGAUGGACCAGUGAAGCAGAGCGGGAACUACAAACCUGCUUCGAUUGCAUGGAUUGGAGUGUUUUUGAGGCUGCAGCCACAGACCUGGAUGAGCUCACAGAUACUGUUACAUCAUAUAUCAGUUUCUGUGAGGAUAUGUGCAUUCCUACUAGGACUUAUUUAAAGUUCAACAAUGACAAACCGUGGUUUAUAGCAGAGCUCAGGCAGCUUCGUCAGGCCAAAGAGGAUGCUUAAAGGGGUGGGGAUAAAGUCUUGUACAAUCAGGCCAGGAACACACUGAACAAGGAAAUCAGAGUGGCUAAAAGAAGAUACUCUGAGAACGACCCUGCAUCAGUGUGGAGUGGCAUGAAACAACUCACAAAUUACAGGACUCCUACCCCCAACCCUGUGGUGGACCAACAACUGGCUGAUGACCUGAAUGUGUUCUACUGCAGAUUUGAAAGGCCCAAUCUCACACCCUACACCCACUCUGACCUUCACUUCACACAAACACCAACACCUCCUGCAGACCAGGGGCAUAUGCAAGGAUCCUUUUUGUGGACUUCAGUUCCGCUUUCAACACCAUCAUCCCAGCUAUACUCCAGAAUAAAUUACACCAACUCUCUGUUCCCAUGUCUAUCUGUCGGUGGAUUACCAGCUUUCUGACGGACAGGCAGCAGCUUGUGAGACAGGGGAAACUCACUUCCAGCACCUGUACAAUCAGCACUGGUGCCCCCCAGGGAUGUGUGCUCUCCACACUAUUCUUCGCCAAGGACCCCUCUGUCAAGCUCCUGAAGUUUGCAGACGACAUCACUGUCAUCAGCCUCAUCCAAGAUGACGAUGAGUCUGCAUACAGAAGGGAGGUUGAACAGCUGUCUCUCUGGUGCAGUCAAAACAACCUUGAGCUGAACACGCUCAAAAUGGUGGAGAUGAUUGUGGACUUUAGGAGGAACACCCCAACACUGACCCCCCUCACCAUUCUAAACAACACUAUGGCAGCAGUGGAGUCAUUCAGGUUCCUCGGCACUACCAUAUCACAGGACCUGAAGUGGGACACCCACAUUGACUCCAUUGUGAAAAAGGCCCAGCAGAGGUUGUAUUUCCUUUGCCAGCUGAGGAAGUUCAACCUGCCACAGGCACUGCUGAUACAAUUCUACUCAGCGGUCAUUGAGUCUGUCCUCUGCACUUCAAUAACUGUCUGGUUUGGUUCAGCUAUGAAAUCAGACAUCAGAAGACUACAAAGGACAAUUUGGACUGCUGAGAGGAUUAUUGGUUGCCCCCUGCCCCCCCUUCAAGAACUGUAAACUUCCAAAGUGAGGAAAAAGGCUGGAAAAAUCACUCUGGACCCCACUCACCCUGCCCACCUUUUUGAACUGUUGCCUUCUGGCCGACGCUUCAGAGCUCUGAGCACCAGAACCAUCAGGCACAGGAACAGUUUUUUCCCUCAGGCUAUCCAUCUCAUGAACAAUUAAACUGCCCCAUUGAGCAAUAACUAUGUGCAAUACACAUCCAACCUUUUUUGCCAUUUCAUUCCUCUGAAAAAAAAAAAAAAAAAAAAAAAAAACAUUUGCACUGUACAUAAGAGAUAACAGAUUUGUAUUAGACUGCACUACAUGUGUGUAUGUAUGUAUGUGUGUGUCUGUGUGUAUGUACGUAUGUGUAUAACAAUUUUUUUUUUAUUAUUAUUAUCUAUGUCUUGCUGCUGUUUUUGUAUUGUUUUUGUAUUGUUGUACACUGGAAGCUCCUGUCACCAAGACAAAUUCCUUGUAUGUGUAAGCAUACUUGGCAAUAAAGCUAAUUCUGAUUCUGA